Messenger RNA from Sinocyclocheilus anshuiensis, 1672 nucleotides. It is a transcript of the gene ergic1, whose product is annotated as endoplasmic reticulum-golgi intermediate compartment 1. Lineage: Eukaryota; Metazoa; Chordata; Actinopteri; Cypriniformes; Cyprinidae. Gene Ontology annotation, cellular component: Golgi membrane; endoplasmic reticulum; COPII-coated ER to Golgi transport vesicle. The record is from RefSeq and is a predicted model, not a curated record. Bases 115 to 987 code for a protein of 290 amino acids. The transcript is spliced from 10 exons. Gene Ontology annotation, biological process: retrograde vesicle-mediated transport, Golgi to endoplasmic reticulum; endoplasmic reticulum to Golgi vesicle-mediated transport.
UGUCACAUCCGGUCUGAACAGCCGGCAGGAUUGAAGGAAGAAUCUGGAGUAUCCCCCUACUUGUGUCGUUUAUCUUUAAACACUUUUGACUUGAUUUAUUCGUCCUUUCACACAAUGACUUUCGAUGUGCGGAGGUUCGAUAUCUACAGGAAAGUGCCCAAAGAUCUUACCCAGCCCACAUAUACCGGAGCUUUCAUUUCAAUAUGCUGCUGCGUCUUCAUGUUGUUCCUCUUUCUCUCAGAACUGACGGGAUUCAUCGCUACAGAAAUAGUAAAUGAACUGUAUGUGGAUGACCCCGAUAAGGACAGUGGGGGGAAGAUAGAUGUGAGUUUAAACAUCAGUUUGCCAAACUUACACUGUGAUUUGGUGGGUUUGGACAUCCAGGAUGAGAUGGGGCGGCAUGAAGUGGGCCACAUAGAGAAUUCAAUGAAAGUGCCUCUAAACAAUGGUCACGGGUGCCGCUUUGAAGGGGAGUUCAGUAUUAAUAAAGUUCCAGGAAACUUUCAUGUGUCAACACAUAGUGCGACUGCUCAGCCUCAGAGCCCUGAUAUGACCCACAUCAUUCACAAACUCGCCUUUGGGGAGAAGCUUCAGGUGCAGCAUGUCCGGGGGGCUUUUAAUGCAUUAGGUGGAGCCAACAGACUUCAGUCCAAUGCUUUAGCAUCUCACGAUUACAUUCUCAAGAUCGUCCCUACAGUUUAUGAGGACCUGGGAGGGAAGCAGAGAUUUUCCUACCAGUACACCGUGGCAAACAAGGAGUAUGUGGCAUAUAGCCAUACGGGACGCAUCAUCCCGGCAAUAUGGUUUCGCUAUGACCUGAGUCCAAUCACAGUGAAAUACACAGAGAGGAGACAGCCGUUCUACCGCUUCAUCACUACUAUUUGCGCUAUCAUCGGUGGGACGUUCACAGUGGCCGGCAUCAUUGACUCCUGCAUAUUCACGGCCUCUGAAGCCUGGAAGAAAAUCCAGAUUGGGAAAAUGUCAUGAGUACUCAUAUCUACGUACCAUGCCGUUUAUUUAUGCCAGCCAAACCUCUGCACACCCAUCAUUACACCCUUUUAUUACGAGCCACACUAACUGGAAAAGAUUGUCAUGCCAGUUCAAUUCUCUGUGUGCUGGAUUUCAUCUCUAAACAUUUAAUACAAUGAAUUACAGGGAUUUCAUUUGGGGCAUGUAGGUGGUUUCCUUACUUCACUGCCAUAUUAAUUCACCCACAACUUUCAUAGAACUGAUGUGGAAAGAACCUGUCUCGCUCAUUGGAAGGACGCCAGGGUUUCCUCGUUCAAAUACACAUGACUGAGAUGUGUAAGUGUAUAGUGUUACAUACAAGGCAUAGUGUCACUUUGAUCGGUUAUAGUGAAAGAGUUUAAAUAGAAUUCCCCUUAAAGAGAAAUAAUCACUGAGUUGAUUCGAUAUGUACCUUCAUAGGAACUGGGCUUUUUUUUUUACCAAGUCCUGCUUGAUAUGAUAGGGGUAAGCUCAUGAAACCUGUCAAAGAGCAUGUCUUGUUUGAUUUUUGGGGUCAUAUUGCACCUCAAAAUGAAAUGGACAAAAAUGAUGUUGUAAAAACAUUUUUGCAUCGUGAUUUAUUUGCAUGACAGUUGAACCCAUUUCUCCCGAUUCUCAUUACAUUAUACAAAUAAUUAUGUAUUAUUUAUAGUGAGUUUGCACA